CGAGCACCGAGCCGAUAGCGAGGUGGACCACGCGCCGAAUGGUGCUCUGGCCAGUGGUUGACCUCCGCACGAAGUCCCUCUCGCCUCUCAUCAAGGGCGAGGCGGCCGGCGAGAGCGACGACGAGGUGCUCCGCCGCCUCGGCCUCGGCAGCUGCCUCGUCUGCUGGCUGAGCGAAGCCGAGCUCGCUUCGCCGCCGUCGGCUGCCCGCGUCGCGCUCUUGCGCAGCGCGGGCUGCGCGGUCGGCCCCUUCCGGCUGGACGAGGCGGCCAAGGCGCGGGAGUGGCUUCAUGCCGGAGCGCUGUACGCGCUGCUCACUCCGGACCCCGCGACGCCUCCGGCGGAGCUGUGCGCGGCAGUGCGCCAGGCGGCCAAGGACGCGGCGCUGCCCGCUGAGCGCCUGCUCGUCGUCCUCUCUCCUGCAGCCGAGACGACGUCUGAGCAGCUCCUUCUCGCACUCGAGUCUCUCGCCGCCAAGACCGGCUCCGGUUGCCGCGAGUGCGAGCGGCCCCACACCGUCGGCGCCGCCGCCGGCGUCCUUCUCCUCCUUCCAGACGCGGCGGCGGACGCGGCGCUGCUGAAGCGGGUGUCGGCCAGCCUCGCGGCGACGGACCGGCUGCUGGUCGUGGUCUCCGGAGCGUCGCUCUCCCCCUCCCUGGCCCGGCUCGCCGAGCUCCACGCCCUCAACCUCGGCCUCGCGGCCCCGGCAUCGCUCGGCCCCCUCCCGAGGCGGGCGGAGCGGGUGGCGGCGCCGACGCCCGCGGCCGCACCGGUGCCGUCGGCUUCUGGCGGCGGGCGGAGGACGUUGCGGAGGCGCCUGCGGGCGGAGAAGAGCUGA
Messenger RNA from Emiliania huxleyi CCMP1516, 836 nucleotides. RefSeq lists its product as hypothetical. Bases 39 to 836 code for a protein of 265 amino acids. The record is from RefSeq and is a predicted model, not a curated record. The transcript has 3 exons. NCBI's taxonomy places the organism in Eukaryota, Haptophyta, Isochrysidales, Noelaerhabdaceae.